GGAGUGAGUCACACUGUCUCAAGUUCAGCCAUGGCGGGAAUUUGCUUUUCCUCGACACCGCUCAUUUGCUGGGGCACAGUACGGUUUUGAUCCCGUGUGUCAGCCGCGGAGGAAUUUGGGGGGCUUAUAUACAAAUGAACAUUCCUCGCGAGAUUCUUAUCUCAUCGUCUUCACUUCCUCCAUUACGAUCAAUUGAGGUCCAGCAAACAUGGCCCAAUCAACCCCAGCGCCAGUCCCAGAGCUCAAGACCUACAAUGGCAAUUGCCAUUGCGGCGCUUUUAAGUUCAGCGUCCAGAUGCCCGACAUUAAAUCGGUGGUGGAGUGCAAUUGUAGUAUUUGUUUCAGGAAGGGGUAUAAGUGGGCGUUUCCUGGGGAAGGGCCGUUCACCAUUGAGAGGGGAGGCGGAGACUUGAAGGAGUAUGAGUUUGGGGUGAAGAGUAUGGUUCAUAAGUUUUGUGGCGUGUGUGGGAUAGGGAUUGGAGGGUCGAGACAUGCUGCUCCGCCCGGGCAGCAGUUGGGUAUUAAUGUUCGUACAUUGCAAGAUGUGGAUCUUUGGGCGCUGGAAGUGAAUAAAUAUGAUGGCUGCGCUAUCGCACCCGCUUAUGAAGCCCCGAAAUACAAAGGUCCUGAACCGACAGCCGAAAUCGAGAAUGCGAAGACGUAUACUGGGUCUUGUCAUUGUGGUGCUGUGACCAUGGCGUUGAAGACCAAGGAGCCCUUGAGCGGGGGAUCGGAGCAUAUCCAGGAAUGCAAUUGCAGUAUUUGUGCUCGUAACGGAACGAUCCUCACCUACCCCGCUUCCGAUCAAGUUCAUAUCGAGAACAAGGGGAGCCUCACGUCCUAUGUCUUUGGAAGAGGUUUUCAGUCCCAUGAGUUCUGUGGCAUCUGUGGAGUCAGUGUGUAUAUCAAGAAACUUGAUGUCUCGGAUGAGGCGUGGGAGAAGGAGUCUGGGAAGGGGAGGAGCAAGGAGGUUUGGAAGGGGAUAUGUCCUGUUAAUCUGAGGUGCUUUGACUGCGUGGAGUGGGAUGCGAUCCAGGUUAAGAAGGGGUAUUAUAAGGAUGUUGGGAGGGAGUAUGUCGUGGAGUGAGUGAAUAGGAAGGGUAACUAGAGAAAUCUCAUAUUUAUGAGAUGAUGGCGGUGUUAGGGAAAUCUAGACAUUCAUCCUGCAGCUUCCUUCACAAUCAGUCUCAUAAUCAAAAAGAACUCG
This is a messenger RNA of Mollisia scopiformis, 1207 nucleotides long. RefSeq lists its product as uncharacterized. Gene Ontology annotation, molecular function: carbon-sulfur lyase activity. The coding region runs from base 209 to 1087 and encodes 292 amino acids. Lineage: Eukaryota; Fungi; Ascomycota; Leotiomycetes; Helotiales; Mollisiaceae. The record is from RefSeq and is a predicted model, not a curated record. The transcript has 4 exons.